This is a messenger RNA of Blepharisma stoltei, 2584 nucleotides long. The record is from the annotation of a GenBank genome assembly. Lineage: Eukaryota; Ciliophora; Heterotrichea; Heterotrichida; Blepharismidae.
AUGGAAGCUCGCAUUGAAGCAUUGGAGCUAUCAGUUGCACAUCUUCAAAACAAUAUAAAUAGCGAAACCAUAAAGCAGGCUGUUUUAGAAACUAUAAAAUCAGAAAUCGAUGACUUGCUUGCAGGAACUCUUACUGUUAGUUGCAUCAAAGGGGAGCUAGAAAGGCGAAAUAAACGAGAAAAGCUUGACAUUGAGGAAAUCAUGAAAGGAAAUAAAUCAACUCAGCUAGGAAUUCAAAAACUUUCUGAAAAGCUCAUAAGCUUUAAUGACGAUUUAAAAGAUUUAAAAAUAGAAGUCAAUGAUAUUUCUCAUGAACUCAAACACAAAGCUCUGGAUAUUGAUCUACAAAGAAUUGAGAGCUCAAUACAGUCACUAUGUCCAAUGUCCUAUGCUUAUUUAUUGGAUGCUGAAAUCAGGACAUUGGCAAAGCAAGAAGAAUUAAAUUUGACACUGCAAGCUUUGAACGACCUUAAAAAAACUGUCGAAUUUGAUUGUUUUAGCAAGGCAGGUGCUAAUGAAGAAUUUUUGAGAAUAGAAAAAGCAUUCGAGAUUGAAUUUUCUCAAUAUGCGACUGUAAAAAAUUUGAAUGAAGCUUUUGGAAGCUUGAAAAAUGGGUAUGAAGAAGUGGCCAGAUUAAAUAAAGAAACCAAAGAAAUGCUUAUAAAGAAGAAAAAUGUUUACUUAGACCCUACCCUAACUUAAUUUUGAAAUGUUUUAGCUUCGUUGUUCGCCAUCUUGCUUUGCUAGCUAACAAAUAUUUUAAUUUCAUAUUUUUUUUUCGGAAAAAUCGUGCUGAGAAAAAUUGCUAGAAGUGCUGGAGCGGAGCAAGCACUGUUUUUGCACAUCAUUCUCAAAUGCCUACAAUAUGUGAAGUGCUCAGUUUAAUCACACUGCUGUAAGUUCUGGGAGAAGUCAAAAACCUUGAAAAAAAAUGCCCUAUUUUUUCGGAAAAAUCGUGCUGAGGAAAAUUGCUAGAAGUGCUGGAGCGGAGCAAACACUGUUUUUGCACAUCACUCUAAGGUGGCUGCAAUAUUUAGGGAAAUUAUAAGUGAGAGAGAGUGCUUUAUUUUGCGCUCUCUGGACUUGAGCACAAAUUUAUAAUUUUGAGAUAGCAGUUUUCAUCGGGCAGCAGCCCUUCCUACAGAGGCAACCUUCCUCACGGCGGAAGCAACCCUCCUGCGGCUGAGGCAAUCCUCCCCGCGGCGAAAGCAACCCUCCUCUCGGCGGAAGGAACCCUCCCCUCGGCGGAAGGAACCCUCCCCUCGGCGGAAGCUACCCUCCCCGCGGCGGAAGCAACCCUCCCCGCGGCGGAACUAACUCUCCCCCGGCGGAAGCAGCCCUCCCCACGGCGACUUUUAGGCUGGCCGCCACAUAGGGGGAUCAGCUGACCCUUUAGCAGCCGGAAGACUCAAUGACCAUCGCUGUCGUGCGUCAGGAUGCUUAUAAAGGAAACUGAGCAUUUAAGAGAAGUAAUAAAUUACAAUAAAAAAGAUACACAAGAAAAAAUUACGAAGUUAAAUGUAGAGAUAGUUCGUGAGCUAGAUAACAAAAGCAGCAGAAGCGAGCUGAAAAGUUUUGAAAUAGAAAUCACACAAAACAUCCAAAGUUUCAGAGAAGAAAUCAAAGGGUUUGCAAGGAGUUUAAAAGCAUAUGAAGCGGAAUUAAGACGAUUUGAUGAAGUUUUAUUGCAGAAAGCCUCAAAAGUCGGCUAUAUUUUAUUCGAUCGACGUUUUGAUAGUGUGACAUUUCAGGGAAUUUGUCACAGUACGACAUUUGUUUUAAAUUUUGACCAAACGUCUUAUGAGUAAAAAAUCGACCAAAAUUUUCUGAGGAAAUAGCCAUACUAUAAAAAAUGUUCUAACCAAAAAGCAUGCUUACAAAAGUCGACAUAAAAGACUUAUUAAAAAAAGUGAGUUUUUUAUCUCAGUAUCCAAAUGUUGAAUUAACAUUAAAUGACUUAACCCAGAACGUCGAAAUACUUUUCCAGCACAAAGAAAGUCUAUUAAUUACGAUCCAUCAACUUGAAGAAGAGCUUGAAAAUCUUAAAAAAGGCAUAGAAAAAAAAAUCAGUAAUAAUCAUGAAAUGAAGCUAUUUAAACAAGCUCUAUAUGACCUCCAAUUUACUCUGACAGAUAAAGCUGACACAAUAGAUGUUCUAAAAUACUUGGAUGAGAAGGCAACAAUAGCUGAUCUAAACAAUUCAAAUGCUUCUAUUGAUGCCCUACACAAGCAGUUAAAGCUAAUUGCUGUCCAUUUAACAGCGCUGCAAAGGAUACUAUCAGACCCCUACAAGCUCAAAGGACCAGAAAGAUCAAAAAAAGAAUAUUUCUAUAAAAUGACGCAGAGAUUAGUAGACUAUAUUGUAGCCUCAAAAGUUAUAACUAAUAACAGCGCUCCCAUCCCAGAAGAUCUCAAAGCUUUUUUUAAGCUUAAUGAGAGUAUCAAGUUAAGCGAGAGCGUAAAGGUAAACGACAGCAUUAAGCUCAACGAAACUGUGAGGCCGCCCGAACCAACUCAAACAGCCCCAACUCCAAAGCGAAAGUUCAGCUUCCACAGAAGAUUCAGCUCAUUAGAUACAUUUUAG